AGGAUCAUACAAAUGAUCGUUGUCUAAUCCAAGUGUAAAAUUGAAAUUAUACGAUAGUGCGCAUCGAAUUAAGAGUAAAAAAGUCGAAAAAGAUCGCAAAAAAGAAGAAGAAUAGAAAGAAACGAUAAGAGAGCUGAUUUCAAAUCGAACGUGGAUCAACGACCCUGCUAGCAAAGAUGUUUCAUACGUGCACAUGGCACCCUGCAUUGUGCGAGGUCGCGUUGGAAAGGGGGAUGAAAGUGGGGGAGCCAACGUGGAUUUUGUGUCAAUAGCGUUAAUAGUGGGAGGGGACUGUGCGUCACGAGUAGCAGAUCAAAAUCGAAUGUAUAUUCGGGGGUGGCGUUAGCACUGAAUGAAGAAAGGCAGCUGACAGAGGUUGGGACCCCCCUGCGAAACCUCGAGUCGGACAGAAGCCAACAGAGAGCGUGCGGACUUUUGCUAGGUAGGGUAGUAGGUUGUAAGGGUAGUGCAAACCCCCUCCACCUUCGCCAAAGGACCCCAUUCUGCGUAGUGCAUAUUGUACUAGUGCAAGUUUGACGACUGUGAUUUUCGUUAUACCGUGACUUCUCCCCCCUCUUUCCUCUUCCCCUCUAGGACCUCCAGAACCUCAGAGAUCUUUGAAAACUGAAGCGGACAUACCAUUCAGUUUCUAACUAUUCGGCAAAAAGACACGAGAACUAGGAGCAGUGUUGAAGGUACUACCGUGCGGACUAAACGUGUGACUACAAAACUCUGCAUCAAGUUCGUCUGAUCAUUCGUGAUACUAGUGAAAUCUCAAUAUAUCAGUGAACGAAAUAAAUUCGUUGCCGUACAAGUCUGUCUCUUAUGGAUAAAAACGAAUUGUGCGUAUUCCUGUGAACACAUAUAAUACGUGAGCGUGUGUGUUCGUGUAAGGUGUGUCCGUGGCUGUGUCUACUUGCGCAUAUUGUGAAUUGCUGUGAUAUUAGUUAAAAUUAAAUUUAAAUUUAUAUAACAAGAUGGAGUCUCCAUUGGCAAACUCGAACAACUUAUUGUCAAUUCCGAAUUUCAACGAGGAUGAUCUCUUUACUAUAUUUUUCAAAGAGAUCUUGCAAAAUCCGUCGCCGCAGGAAUCAUCAAAUAAUCCACCACACAACCCACCACAGAAUUCGCCACACAAUCCGCCACACAAUCUACCACACAACCCGCCAAAGAAUCUGACACACAAUCCGCCACACAAUCCGUCACACAAUCUACCACACAAUCCGCCACACAUUCCACAAUACCAGCCGACACAUCAGCUAAGACCUCAACAGCCACCAAACCAACAAAUGCAGCAAAAUUCAUCAUUAAAUUAUACGCAACAAUAUGGUCAAGAAUCGCAGAAAUUAUUGAAAACGAUUCUGCUACACGGCAAAGAAGCUAUAACAGAAGGUUACUAUGCAAAUCAAGAGGACUCAUCGGUUUCCAGCUCCAACAAUCGAAUCGCCUCGCACAAUUGGGAAGGCCCUGUGACCUCGGUAUCGAAAACAUCGCCGACAAUUGCCGAGGGUAACCAAUCUGUUGCCAGCUUGCAAGAGCCAUAUCGACAGCAGCAAAUUUUUAAUAAUUAUACCGCCGAUUCCACCAGUUACGAUUCUGCGAUUUCAUCGAGUCAACUAAGGAUACAGUCGCCAAACUUUUACUCCUUUCCUUCAUCGCAGCAAUAUCAGGACACAAACUGUAACAACAAUAAUAAUUACAAAGAAAAACCUAGACACAGAGACAGACAAAAGCAACUUUCCUCUAACAACGGUCCCGCUUCGUUUGCGUGGGUAAACAAAACUAAUGUUAAUCCAACAACCGGAAUAGAGCAGAAACGCACGAGGCAGACUUAUUCGCAGAAACAAACUUUCGAAUUAGAAAAAGAGUUUCAUACCAAUAAAUAUGUUACGAAACUACGCCGUCUUCAGCUAGCUGCAGAACUAACUUUAUCAGAACGACAGAUUAAAAUUUGGUUUCAAAAUCGAAGAAUGAAGGCUAAGAAGCAUGAAACACAGAAUGACUUAAUGCCUUCAUCUACGUCCGCACCAAUAAAUGAUUUAAGAGCACGCAUGAUAACGAUGCAACAGGAACAAAUAUUAAAUCCCUCACAACAGCCGCAACCGCAACAGCCGAUUCUGCAACAAUUCGAUGAAACAUACCAAAAUUAUUAUAACCCUCGAUUUUAUCACCAAGGUCUGCCUCAAAUGCGAUAUCACAAUGUCUAAAACUAUAUCAAACAAAAAUGCAAUAUUGAACCGAAAUGCAAUAUUAAACCAAAAUGCAAUAUUAAGCAUAGGAAGUUUGCAAUAAAGAACCAAAUGUAUUCAGGUAUAGACACGUCGGCGUUUUGAAGUCAGUCAGAGAUAACCUUCAGAAACGCACUAUGUCGAACUCGGAACACACAGUUGGUCCUUCACGCCGGUUCGUAAAGAGGGAAUGCCGCGACGACCGAGAUCGGGGCAGCUGACCUUGCAUCACUAUGAUUUAUGGACGAGCGAAACAACGAGCGUUCUACAACUCAGGUAUCAAAAAAGCUCGGCCGUUCACACCGCAUUUUCUUCGAAACAUUCUUUAAAUAACAUUACGUUUUACCGGGAAAUAUUUGCACACGUCAUUCUCAAAAAUAUUUUGACGUAUAAUAUAAAAUUCACAAUUUCAUGAUUAAUGACAAUAGUCGCAGUUAGAUCGCUGUCGCUUAACUUAUAUAUACAUUACCUGUACUUCGCAGGCUUAUAUAUUUUUUGUUCGAGGCCUAUAAAUGAGUAAAUUAAAAUCCUGCCUAUCUAAUUUUAACAAAUACCAUCAGAAUUAUUUCUCAUAAUAAAGCAAUAUUUUUUAUAAUCUUUACAGUAGUUUAUUUUUCUAUGAAUCUUUUGCCGAGAACAAAGAAUAUUGUUAUUGAUGUCAUUAGAAACAAUUAUUAAAGAU
Messenger RNA from Nylanderia fulva, 2910 nucleotides. RefSeq lists its product as uncharacterized. The record is from RefSeq and is a predicted model, not a curated record. Gene Ontology annotation, molecular function: DNA-binding transcription factor activity, RNA polymerase II-specific; RNA polymerase II cis-regulatory region sequence-specific DNA binding. Lineage: Eukaryota; Metazoa; Arthropoda; Insecta; Hymenoptera; Formicidae. Gene Ontology annotation, biological process: anterior/posterior pattern specification; regulation of transcription by RNA polymerase II. Gene Ontology annotation, cellular component: nucleus.